AAAUAAAGCCGAGACGACGGCGGUGGCGGCGGUGAGCGCGCUGGAGCCCGCGCGGAAAACAUGCGGCGGGGAUGGGAGUGCGCCUAGCCUCGAGGCGGGACAGCCAGCCGCCCUGCCGCCGGCCGCAGGCCCAGCCGCCCCAGAACCCGAGCCCUGUUACGGAGCUCCUGGCGGCCCGGCCCCGAGGCGCAGCGGCCGCGCCGAGCAUCCCAGCCAGCUCGCACCAUGAACACCAUUGUCUUCAACAAGCUCAGCGGCACCGUGCUUUUUGAGGACCGAAGUGCUCCAGAGCGGGAUCGGGGUGGCCGGCCCUAUGGCGGUGUCCUGGACAGUCCCCAUGCCCGCCCCGACGUGGGCAUCCCCGACGGCCCGCACCUCAAGGACAACCUUGGCCUGAGACACCGGAGGACCGGGGCCCGACAGAAUGGCGGGAAGGUGAGGCACAAGCGGCAGGCCCUGCAAGAUAUGGCGCGGCCGCUCAAGCAGUGGCUUUACAAGCACCGUGACAACCCGUACCCCACCAAGACCGAGAAGAUACUCUUGGCCCUCGGCUCGCAGAUGACGCUAGUGCAGGUCUCAAAUUGGUUUGCUAAUGCAAGACGUCGGCUUAAGAACACUGUCCGGCAGCCAGAUUUAAGCUGGGCCUUGAGAAUAAAGCUGUACAACAAGUAUGUGCAAGGGAACGCAGAGCGGCUGAGUGUGAGCAGUGACGACUCGUGUUCUGAAGAUGGAGAAAAUCCUCCAAGAACUCACAUGAACGAAGGGGGUUAUCCUACUCCUGUUCACCAUCCUGUGAUUAAAAAUGAAAGCUCAGUGAUUAAAGCUGGAGUGAGGCCAGAGUCACAGGCUACUGAGGACUAUGUGUCACCCCCUAAAUACAAGAGCAGCUUGUUGAACCGUUACCUUAACGACUCUUUGAGACAUGUCAUGGCCACGAACACUGCCAUGAUGGGAAAAACAAGGCAGAGAAACCAUUCAGGAUCGUUUAGCUCCAAUGAAUUUGAGGAAGAAUUGGUGUCUCCAUCAUCAUCAGAGACCGAAGGCAACUUUGUCUAUCGCACAGAUGCUCUGGAAAAUGGCUCCAGUAAGGGUGACAGUGCAGCUCACAGAAAGGGGCCGAGCAAGGAUGAUACAUACUGGAAAGAGAUCAAUGCAGCUAUGGCCUUAACAAAUCUUGCACAAGGAAAAGACAAACUGCAGGGAACUACCAGCUGCAUCAUCCAGAAGUCUUCUCAUAUAGCAGAAGUAAAGACUGUCAAAGUACCACUCACACAGCAGUUUUGAGAGCUGAUCCAAUGGAUGUUCUUCAUGUCGGGGUUUUUACAUAAAUCCUCAUCCAGAGAGCUAAAGCAGGAGCAAAAAUGGCUCCCUUUCAAACCUCCUCUUAUCUUUAAUUAUCCAAACUAUAUCGUUUAGUUGCUUCUAUAAAAGAUAAAUUAUAAAAAAAACUCAUUUUAAUCAAAAAUAUUAACUUAUUUUAUGUUACUCAAAGUACGCAUAAAACGUCUGCAUUACCUUCAGUAAGUGCCUUGCUUCCCGAAAAUAAGCUCCAACGUGGGCAUAGUGGAGUGGCUAUGCCUCAAAGUGACAAUGCCAUAUGCUUAUUAUUCUGUGUGCAUCAUUCCAGUCAGACCUGACCAUUUCAGGACCGAACCCAGAAUUGCUGAAAGCCCUUGAAAUAUAUUUGAUAACUCACAUGCUAAAACUUGGAAAUCUGUUCAGCCCAGAUGAGUGUACCUUUAAAAAACAAAGUCUACAGUACUGAAAAUUGUUCAUUGUGUAUUUCAGAGUGCAGAGAGAAUUUUAUGCGUGUAUUUUUCUGCACAUCUGAUAAUGUUACAAACUUCCAAAAUGAAAGGUGCAAGUGAGCCAUACAGUCCACACAUUUGAGAAGUGAUUCCUUCAAACUACUUUAAAAUUCCAAGGAGUAUAUUAUGACCAGGAAAAAAUGUAAAUUAAGCCAGGCUGGAAAACACCACAAUGUCCUUUAGAAGUUUUUUGGAUUUUCUUUUUCUGAAGUUUUUUUUUAAAGUCUAUUAUAUAAAUGACUGAAAAUGUUCCUGUGUAACACAAAACCUAUAGUUUGGUUUUAAAACAUAAUCCUGUUUGCAUUAGAGUUCAGUGUUUUUUUGUGAUGGAAACUGUUUUUCAUAUGGAAUGACUAAAAGCUUUUUAUUUGGUUCACUUCAAAUUACAAUUGCUGAUGGGUAAUUUGUAUUGCAAUGAGAGCAAGACAAUGUAGGAAAUGUAUCUCUGUGAAUAUACAUAUACAUGCGUAAAAUUGAUUUUUAAAUUUAAAACAUAUGGAAAACAAAACAUUGAACAGUCUCUGGAUUCUGCCAACUAGGAUAUUUAAGUAAAAAUUAAGUGAAAUCAAGCAUUAAAGAAAGAACAUUUUGUUUCUAAAUUAGACUACCAUUGAGUGAGAAUAACCAAUAUCAAAAAAGAAGAGUAUCCUUCUCAAUCAACACUAAUAUUCUAAUCAGCUUGGGAAGACUCAAAACCUAAAUAAACAGUAGAGACACCAAAUAUAAAAGUGUGUGUGUUACAGAGAAGUAAAAAAGUACUUGACUGUUUUAUGGUGGGAUUUUUUUCUGGGUAUGUAAUCUAUUUUGUAAUUUUUUUUAACUGGAAAGCAUUUUUUUGUGUGUGAAUAAGAGCCAAUAGUGCAGCCAUGUGGUGACAUUUUUCUUUAUUUUGCAAAAUGCUUUUAAAACCAAAAGGCUGCUCUGGUUGCUAUAUGGACAGUGUCAGUCUUAAUAUAAGCUGUAGGACACUUUUUCAUGUAACAUAGCAUUUGGGGAUGGGGUUUAUUUAGUGAAUGAAAAUAAUUUGAUAUAAAAGUAUUUUGUAUAUAUAUUUUUACUUCUGUUCUAAAUUGGGCUUUGCAGUAACAGUAAGUGCAAAGCAAGAUACGUAAGUUAUGACUGUAUGAGCAGAUGAAGUAUUGGGCUCUUUUGGUUUACAUUCUUAAGUAGUUAGAGAUCCAUGAUGAAAACUGAGAUUGUUACAAAACAGUUUUGCCAAAAUGUGAGCAUGUCAGUGAAAACUAAGGGCAGAUGCUUCACUCUUUUUCAUACUAUAAUAAGUUAUUCUGGUAUUAAAUACUUUAAUAAAAGUAUUUGUUUUAACAUAUUUCAGUUACAUGAAUGAAUGCUGGUUGUAUUUUAUCUGAGUUAGUCACGAUUCAUUUUUGCCAUCUUUUAAAAAACAUAGGCAAAUUUGUUCUCUGUUAGCAACUGUAGAUGGCAAGCCAGUAUAGGACAGCUAUUCACACGACUUCUUUAAUGUACCAAAGAUGGGACUCUGGACUGUAAUCAUGUCAAAAAGAUUUUACAAUUAGCACAUCCUUUGCAAUAUCUCCAAUUGCAAUUUCUUUUAAUUUAUUACUUUUCUUUGUUGCUUUAACAUUUUCUGGAAAUUAAAGUCCCCUGCAUCCUUUAAAAGAAUCUUGAACAAUGCUGAGCCAGCAGCUGAGAAUCUAACUCAUUAUUUAUAUUAUAUACAAAUGGAAUUACCUCUCUUCUUCAUUUUGCCAAAUUGUAAUCAUUUAAAUAAAAUUGAUAACUGCCAGGAGUUCUUGACAGAUUUAAAAUAAAAGUUAACUUCUAGACCUC
Messenger RNA from Castor canadensis (American beaver), 3617 nucleotides. It is a transcript of the gene Mkx, whose product is annotated as mohawk homeobox. Gene Ontology annotation, cellular component: nucleus. Gene Ontology annotation, molecular function: DNA-binding transcription factor activity, RNA polymerase II-specific; RNA polymerase II cis-regulatory region sequence-specific DNA binding. Lineage: Eukaryota; Metazoa; Chordata; Mammalia; Rodentia; Castoridae. The record is from RefSeq and is a predicted model, not a curated record. Gene Ontology annotation, biological process: regulation of transcription by RNA polymerase II; muscle organ development; cell development.